Messenger RNA from Linum trigynum, 1232 nucleotides. Lineage: Eukaryota; Viridiplantae; Streptophyta; Magnoliopsida; Malpighiales; Linaceae. The record is from the annotation of a GenBank genome assembly.
UUAAUUGUUAUUUUCCACCGCCCGUAGCCGUUCCUCUCCCCUCAGGUCGACGACCUCUCCCGGCCGGCCAAGCCCCGCGUGGUGGAGGAGUAGUAGGCGGUGGCGAAGGAGGAGGUGGUGGAGCGGUGGCUUCGUUGGGCGCGUAAUCGUUUAACCCAAAAUGGAGAGAAUUUUUACAAGGACGUCGAGAUCGUCGUGGAUAGGCGUGUCGAUGUCAUCGGAGAGACGGUCGAGGUUGCCGGCGGACCAGCGGAGGGUGACUGUUCCGGUGAACAUGGACCACAAUGCCAAGAGAAGAAUGGAAGCUAAGGCCCAGAACUUGUACCUGCCUUUCCCGAAGAGAGAGGAAUCAGAAUUGUCCUUCUUCAACAAGCUGCCCGUCGCUGUCGAUCUUGGAAGAGAAUCGUCAUCCUUCAUCUCGAUUCUGCUCCGAUCCGGAUGCUGGAAAUUUUCUCUGGCUCCAACCGAAUCGAUCGCAAGUGGAAAGUGUCAGUAUCGGAAUUUGCCCAGAAACUCGAACCCAAACCCUCCGCCGCCACCAAACAGCAAGGAGGAGGAGGAGGAAAUUCGAUACACACAGCGGCGGCGCCGACACCCACCGGACGGUUAGUUCAACAAUGCUGCGACCACCGCCGCCGCCGACCUCCGUUUAAAAGUCAAGGUCAAAGAAAUCAACCUCGCCUCCCACCUUCCUAAUUCCUUUUUCAUUCCGCAAACUCCCCGAAAAAUAUUAAGAAAAGAAAACUCCACAUUUUUUUUGUUUUGCUUCCAAUUCCCAAUUUUGGUGCGUCACUUCCCGCGAUCCUCUGGACAAAGGAAAGAGAGAGAAUACGAUGUGUGGGAUAUUUGCGUAUCUGAAUUUCAAUCUCUAGAAGGAGAGGAGUUACAUACUCCAAGUACUGUUCAAUGGACUCCGGCGGCUUGAGUACAGAGGCUACGACUCCGCCGGCAUCUCCAUCGACAAUUCGUCCUCCCCUCGCCCCCUCGUCUUCCGCCAGGAGGGCAACAUCGAGUCCCUCGUCAACGAAGCCACCGCUCCACCACCUCCUCCUCCGCCUACUUCUCCUCCACCACGCGGGGUUUGGCCGGCCGGGAGAGGUCGUCGACCUGAGGGGAGAGGAACGGCUACGGGCGGUGGAAAAUAACAAUUAAAAGGAAUUAGGUUUUUUAUUUAUUUUUAUAAUAAUUAGUUGGAAAAUAAAAAAUAAUUAAAUUAAAUUAUUUUAUUAAUU